AAGCGAACUCGGAGAGUGGCAAUAAUAAAAGAAAACGAACGGUGGUGAUAGGUCUCAUUCUGUAAUCUCAAUCGUCCUCCUCCUUCCUUUCUUCUCCAGCGUCCGAUUCUCUCUCCAUUCUUACCGAUCUACGCUCGCGCCAAAUACAAACAUAAUAUUCAGGGUUCCGACGAUAUGUCCGAAACUCCGGCGAGUCCUGGCGGCGGCAGCCACGAAAGCGGCGAACACAGUCCUCGUUCCAACAUCCGUGAACAAGACCGUUUCCUUCCUAUCGCCAACAUCAGCCGCAUCAUGAAAAAAGCUCUUCCUGCUAAUGGUAAAAUCGCUAAAGAUGCUAAGGAAACCGUUCAGGAAUGCGUCUCCGAGUUCAUCAGCUUCAUCACCAGCGAGGCCUCUGAUAAGUGUCAGAGAGAGAAGAGGAAGACGAUUAACGGUGAUGAUUUGCUUUGGGCGAUGGCUACUUUAGGGUUUGAGGAUUAUAUUGAUCCUCUUAAGAUUUACCUUACAAGAUACAGAGAGAUGGAGGGUGAUACUAAGGGCUCUGCCAAGGGUGGAGACACAUCUGGCAAGAAAGACGUUCAACAAGGUUCUAAUCCUCAGCUUGUUCAUCAAGGUUCUUUCUCACAAGGUGUUUCCUACACAAAUUCUCAGGGUCAACAUAUGAUGGUUCCUAUGCAAGGUCCAGAGUAGGUAAUAAGCCAAUUGAUCUUCUCACAGUGGUUGCGGUGUUUUCAGUUCGGUGCUGGUAGAGCUUUACUAAAUGCCGUCGGCAUAAUUGAAUGUAUUUCAUGUAAUGUUAAUACUGGCAUAAGACACAUUGGUUCUUGUGUCCUGAUUUUUUUUCUCUCUAAAAUUAUGGUUUGUAUAUUAUGUGUGGAGUAAAAUUAUUUAUUUCAAAGUUACAUUUGUAAGUGCUGGACCCAUGUUAGUCUUGAUUCCUUCUGGCGGCUUGGCAAAGGCUUAAGAAUUUAGGUAGCUGAUUGUAAGCAUAAAUUGGUAUAUUUUUUCGAUCCUUAUUUUGGUGUACAAUAAUGGAUGAAGAUGUUUGGGUUUUUUUUUUUGGA
Messenger RNA from Medicago truncatula (barrel medic), 1064 nucleotides. RefSeq names its product nuclear transcription factor Y subunit B-10. Gene Ontology annotation, molecular function: protein heterodimerization activity; RNA polymerase II cis-regulatory region sequence-specific DNA binding; DNA-binding transcription activator activity, RNA polymerase II-specific. Gene Ontology annotation, cellular component: CCAAT-binding factor complex; nucleus. NCBI's taxonomy places the organism in Eukaryota, Viridiplantae, Streptophyta, Magnoliopsida, Fabales, Fabaceae. Bases 175 to 690 code for a protein of 171 amino acids. The record is from RefSeq and is a predicted model, not a curated record. The transcript has 7 exons. Gene Ontology annotation, biological process: regulation of transcription by RNA polymerase II.